GCGACACAUAAACAAAAGCACACUGCAACUUUAGCUCAGCGCAUCUUCUGUACUAAUACCGAACCGGUUACAGUGGAGCCGACCAGACCACGGAGUACUUUUUUCACGAUUAUUUAAAAAAGAAAAAAAGAGACAAAAUAUUUUUUUGAGGGAACAUCAUCAUCUUUUCGACAAUACGAUCUACUUCAUUCAUCGCCACUUUCUAUUUUUGCAAAAUUGUUUUGAACAUGCACAGGGAAUUAUUAGGGGUUUAAAAACAUAUGUAAAGACGGAACCGCUACAGCAAACAAACUCCGGUUCGGAAGAGCGCCUGCAGCCGAGUUCUGAACCCCGGCUACCGGAUACCUCAACCGCUUCGCGAGCUGAAACAGCUCUAAACCCGCGCCACUUGCCAUCUCCACCCGGGAAACCAACCACGAUUCAGCGAGCAAAAGGUCAACCAGAUCUAUGGCACUCUGACAAUGAGCAGGCGAUCACACUUAGUGGAACAGCUGCAUUUUGUCCAUCUAAAAUGCACUCCUCGAGACAUGCCGUGCGUUCAGGCCCAGUAUGGCCCUGCACACCCCGGGUCCAGCUACUCUGCCCAGUCCUUCGGCUAUCACGGCGACUACAGCACCGACCUCAUGCCGACAGACUACGGCAAGUGUGAGCUAGGCGGGGGGGAGAUCUCCGCAGCAGCCGCCACCACUUCUCUGCCCAGCUUCAACGUGUUUGUGGAGGGCGGCUUCGAGCCCAAGCCCUCGUGCCUGUACCAGCUGCCGCCACAGAGGCCUGUCAUCAAGAAGGAGGAGGAGAGCUACCCACCCAUGCCCAUGUCGGACGAGACCCUGACCGCCGGCACCAUGUACUUUAAGCAAUCCCCUCCCUCCACCCCCACCACACCGCUACACUCUGCCCCGCCCGGGAGCUCCUUCCUGUGGGACGAGUCCCACGGCGGCCUGCCCUCCGUGCCCCAACCCUGCCUCAUGGAGGGUACCCUGAAGGGCCCACGCUUCCCCCACUUCUACGAGCAGACGGCGCCCCCCACAUCCGCCGGAUAUGAGCCACCCUUGGGCCUGCCGCUCCACCCCGAGCGCUCUUCGUCGUCGUCCUCCUCUUCUUCACACGCUCCGCCCAGCCUGGACGCGCACGCCCACAUGUACCCGCUCGGUGUGGGCAAGGGUAGUGCGGUGGCCUUCCGCUCGCUGAGCAUGGGGUCGUGCCCACCGUCCCUGCUGGCUGAAGGGCUCCCGUCUCCACCCAGCCGGACCAGCUCUGGGGAGGGCACCUGUGCCGUGUGCGGGGACAACGCCGCGUGCCAGCACUACGGGGUUCGAACCUGUGAAGGCUGCAAGGGCUUCUUUAAGAGGACAGUGCAGAAGAAUGCGAAGUACGUGUGUUUGGCCAGUAAAAACUGUCCUGUGGACAAAAGAAGACGGAACCGCUGUCAAUACUGCCGCUUCCAGAAGUGUCUCAGUGUAGGCAUGGUAAAGGAAGUGGUGCGCACAGAUAACCUGAAAGGGAGGAGAGGUCGUCUGCCGUCCAAACCAAAGAGCCCGCUGCAGCCUGAAAGCUCACCUCCGUCACCCCCCGUCAGCCUGCUCAAUGCACUCGUCAGGGUGUACUCCCAGUCCAUACCCCGAGAACUGGACUACAGCCAGUUUAGUACAGUAGAGGUAGGAGGUGUGGCUGAGGCCCAGCAGAUCCAACUGUUUUACCGGAUCCUCACCGGUUCCAUGGAGGUCACGCGCUGCUGGGCGGAGCGGCUUCCAGGAUUCGCUGAACUUCACCAUGAUGACCAGAACCUACUCAUAGACUCCGCCUUCCUCGAACUCUUCGUGCUCCGCCUGGCCAACAGGUCGUUGUUAGCAGAGGAGAAGUUUGUUUUCUGCACGGGCCUCGUGCUUCACAGGCUGCAGUGUUUGCGGGGUUUUGGUGAAUGGUUGGACUCCAUCCGAGACUUCAGCUCUCACCUUCAGAGUCUCAGUUUGGACAUACCUGCCUUCUCUUGCCUGUCCGCCCUGGUGCUCCUUACAGAACAGUGUCCUGGGCUCAAGGAACCCAAAAAGGUGGAGGAGCUGCAGUCCAAGCUGGUCUGCUGUCUACGAGAGCACCUGAGCUCCGGCGGGGCCGGAGGCGUGGCCGCAGCCGGAAAGGCCCCGCCUUCCGUGGCCGCUGUACUGGGCUUGAGGGCAGAGCUUAGGUCUCAGCGCACUCAAGGCCUACAGAGGAUCUUUUACCUGAAGCUGGAGGACCUGGUCCCGCCCCCACCACUUAUCGAUAGGUUCCUUGACACCCUGCCCUACUGAUGGCCCAUGCUGCCACUUGCAAGCAAAAGACACGAUCACAACCUCUUUAAGACACACCCACUGAACCUGUGGAGACACAUAGAGGGAUGGACCCCAGAGCCCAGGACGACCCACUGAACUCAAUUUCCCAUGAGUCUCGGGGGCCACGUGGGAACUCACUUUCAGCCCAGCUCUGUUUCUGAUUGUGUGUGUGUGUGUGUGUGUGUGUGUGUGUGUGUGUGUGUGUGUGUGUGUGUGUGUGUGUGUGUGUGUGUGUGAAUGGUGUGUGAGCGUAUAGGAAAGAAAAUGCUUCUGGACUGUGGUUCAGUAUAUCAUGUCAUGGCAACUGUUUGUUUCUUUUCGUGAGUUAGCGUGUGUAUGUUAUAUGUAUAUGUGUGAUUGUGUGUGUUCCUGUGAGACAGAAAGUGAGAGAGAGAGAAUAUGUAUUUAAGGUCUGAAAGCAGUCAGACGUAUCCUCCGUCAUUCGUGUAAAAUAUGAAGGCAACAUCUGUUUAUUCACACAUACACACAUAAACACACCCUUGCUCGUGCACACAAUGAACAGCAUAUCAGACA
Electrophorus electricus (electric eel) is the source of this 2843-nucleotide messenger RNA. Lineage: Eukaryota; Metazoa; Chordata; Actinopteri; Gymnotiformes; Gymnotidae. The record is from RefSeq and is a predicted model, not a curated record.